This is a messenger RNA of Mya arenaria, 513 nucleotides long. RefSeq lists its product as uncharacterized. Gene Ontology annotation, molecular function: heme binding; oxygen binding. The record is from RefSeq and is a predicted model, not a curated record. Bases 1 to 513 code for a protein of 170 amino acids. The transcript has 3 exons. NCBI's taxonomy places the organism in Eukaryota, Metazoa, Mollusca, Bivalvia, Myida, Myidae.
AUGGCUUUCGCUGUUUUGACAGUGUUAGUCGUCUGCAAAGACAAGAAUGGCGGAAGGAAAUACUACCGGAUGUUUGAAGGUCGUCCAGAGCUAAUACAAAUAUUUGGAGCUUUUGACGGUCAUGAGUUACCGGCCUUACAACAUUUAGGGUUAAUACACGAGCACGCGUUACGUGUCAUGGCAACAGUGGACGCUGUUGUUACGCAACUUGACGAUAGACGCACACUGGCAAGGACUCUUAAGGAUGUUGGCCAGAUACAUCGGAAAUACAAUGUGCCUAGUGACGUAAUUCCGACGAUACUUCCGCAUUUCCUCAUGGCAAUCAAGCCUCACAUUGAUGCCACGUGGUCAGAUGAAGUCAGUGAAUCGUGGACGGCGCUUUUUGAUAUUCUCAUAUAUUACAUGACAGAAGGAGAGAUGACACAGUCUGCGCCAAUACACUCUGGUUAUAGUGCUUUUCCGAAUGUAGAUAAUCAUGAACAAAAUUGCAAUGGAAGUCGACAUAAGUCAUAG